UUGGCGGCGUGCAUUAUUGUCGGCGUCUGUUACUAGUUUUUAAUGAGAAAUAUCAGCAUUUUCCGUGAUAAAAAGUGAAAAAUGUAAUUUGUUGUAUAUUUCAAUAGCAUUUGUUGCUCUUUUUCAACUAUUUGUUCCGUGUUUUGGACCUGUACAUCAAAAUAAAACUUCUGAAAACAACCACGCAAAACAUAACCUGUGUAACUCUAGCGUUGGUGGAUUAAUCAGUUCUGUAUAAAUUUGAAAGCAAUAAUCACAAAAUGAGACCACGUUCCCUUUCGGUAGCCGUCGACCGGCACGACAUAAUUUCCAAAAAGUUCGAAGGAGUGGCUUCCGACGAAAACGAGGAGGUUGUGAGCGAUUCGGACGAUCCGGAUGAUGAUCAGCAAGCGCCAGAGGGCAAAUCUGAUUGGACGAAUACGGAUUACGAUGAUUUAUUUCAGAAAAUUCGCGCAGUUCUGCCUAAUUCUGAUAACAGAAAAGCCGCUUCUCGGAUAAAAACAAUCGAUUGGACGAAGGUGGCAUUCGGCGACCAUUCUGCCGAUGAGGUGAAGGAUGUGACGUACAAAUUAAUUGCAAAGGUACGAAAAUAUCGUACGUUAGGAGAAAUGCUGGAUGAUAUAACGAAGAAAAGCAUAGUUGGUGUUCCGAAAAAGCCCAAAGCUCCUCCUUCUGCAUAUAACUUUUAUGUCAAAGCAAAUCUACGUAUAAUCAAGCAAGAAAAUCCUGAAUUAACAGCGAAUGACGUCUUCAGAAAGGUUGCCGAGCAGUUCAAGCAGCUAUCCGACAAAAAGAAACAGAAAUACGAGCAACUAGCCGAGCAGGCUAAAGAACAGUACAAAAAAGAAUUGGAAAAAUUCUACAUCGAUAAUCCAAAUGCCACUCCGAAAAAAAAUACUGGAAAGUUACCGAAGAAUAAGGUACCGAAAAAACCAAGCAAGGUAACCCCAUACAACUUGUUUGUGUACCAACAAAAACUAGAGGGGCUAAACGUGUCCAAUGCCGAUAUGAAAAAGCAAUGGGAAAGCAUCGACUUUGAGCAAAAGGUCAAAUUUAUUCGUGAAGCGUACAGCAGCGAACAGUCGAAACUUACCAAAUCGGAAAAAGAUUUGCUUGACAUAGCACACGGAAAGCCGGAAAUUGUUCCUCGCUCGACCUGCGAAUAUUAUUUGAAAAAACACGCCGUGAGAAAUACAUCUAUUACUCCACAAGCCUGGCGCAAGAGCGCGAUGGCGGAGUUUCGAGCGCUACCGAAGAUUAGGAAACUGGAACUGGAGUUGGAAUUGCGGCGCGCGCAGGGCGAGUUCGUCCGUAAAUACCGUGCAUACAUCGACAAACUACCGGCGCAUGAAAAGCAACCAGAAAUAGAUUUGCUGCAGCUGUACUUGCAAACUACGAUGGAAAAAGAGGAAAAGCUCAAAUACGAUGGAGGAGAUCUGACUGGAUGCAGUGGGACCAACGAGCUGGGCGACUUGCCUCUUGCCGAGUCGACUACGAACGAAAUAGAGCCUCGCAAGAAGAAAUCGAGCAAAAAAGUCACUUCCGCUGAACUUCCACCCCCUAGUCCCGUUGCGUCCAAGCCAUUGAAAUCAAUUCUUAAGAGUCCUGCACCAAAGCACAAACUAGAUGAGCCGGAUGCAUCGACAACAGCCUCAAAAAAGAAGAAGAAAUCAGAAACUCCAGUUGUCGAUUCCGAAUCGGACAGCAGCUACAAGCAGGGCAAAAAGAAGCCGAAAAAGGAGAAAGAAUCGAGCAAUGGGGUGGAUUCGGACCGGGGAACUGGCGAAAAUGGAUCCAACCUAAACCGAUUUGCCGUAAAAGAACCUAAACGUCCACCAAAAGACAUAAUGAAAUAUUACAAAAAAUUCCACUACUUUGGUAAGGCGGGGAAACACAAAGAAUCUUUUGAGAAGCUGUCCGCCCAGCGUAAAAAAAUGAUCGAGGAAGAAAUGAGAGCCGCUCAAAAGAAAUACAUGGUCGAUCUAAAAAAGUUCCUAGAUCACCUACCGAAGUCGGAAGUGAAGGCCUACGUCACACAUCUGAAAGAAUUUGUCAAGAACGGUUCCAGUGCGGACGAAGGGGAGACUGAAGAGGAGGAGACAGAAUCGGUGCCGAAAAAAAAAAGUCCUGCUAAGAAGAACACCACCAAACAGGAACCGCCGAGCGACAGCAGUGAGGACGAUAGCGAUGAAUAUUGAAAGCAUGUGCCCAGAAUUCUUCGUGCUUCCUAGUACACCGAAAAGAGAAGUGACGUCUUUGCCUUAGAAAUCUAAUCCUGUGCGGGUCAUGUUUUUUAAUAGAAUUAUUCAUUGGUUAGAAGUGUUUACAAUACUAGAGGCAAAUGUAAUACAAUUUGCUAAAUCAUUGCAAACAUCUGGGUGUACUCUAUACGCCAAUAAUAGUGUUCAUGUAUGAGUAUCAAGUUUUAGUUAAGUUUCA
Molecule: messenger RNA, 2439 nt
Organism: Anopheles coustani
Lineage: Eukaryota; Metazoa; Arthropoda; Insecta; Diptera; Culicidae
Product: upstream-binding factor 1-like protein 1
Exons: 7
Coding region: 261-2198 (645 amino acids)
Source: RefSeq, a predicted model, not a curated record